Molecule: messenger RNA, 2409 nt
Organism: Penicillium manginii
Lineage: Eukaryota; Fungi; Ascomycota; Eurotiomycetes; Eurotiales; Aspergillaceae
Product: fungal specific transcription factor domain-containing protein
Exons: 5
Coding region: 1-2409 (802 amino acids)
Biological process (GO): DNA-templated transcription; regulation of transcription by RNA polymerase II
Cellular component (GO): nucleus
Molecular function (GO): DNA-binding transcription activator activity, RNA polymerase II-specific; RNA polymerase II cis-regulatory region sequence-specific DNA binding; zinc ion binding
Source: RefSeq, a predicted model, not a curated record
AUGCGACCGGGCUACCCUUGUCAGAAUUGCAUCAAGGCAGUCUGCAUCGCGGAAUGCACAUACACCCAUCAUCCUGUGCCCAAUCAAUCUAAAUCCCAUGACCCCGCAAAUGCCUCCCUUCCAAAGCCGAAACCGCAACCGCUACCGAAACGAGUCCACCUCGACGUCUCCGAGGAAUCCGACCAGCGGGGCCAGCUGGACCCUCCUCGGAACGGCAUCAUCGAAGAUCUACAGCGCCGCGUGCUUCAUCUCGAGGAGCUUGCCGCUAUUCGAUUGAAUUCUACCGACUUGGAUCCUCUAAGAAAUGCCACCAUUCCAAGCCCCGGGCCUCAGGAGAACCCAACUCUUUCUACUACUCCUUCCCAAGGCACGUUGGUGAUCAAAGGAUCUCGCUCCCGUUACCAUGGCCAGAAUAACAGGAUCACCCUUCUCAAUCAAUUCCCAGACGCCAAAGCGUUUAUAAAUCAUUGUGGCACGGACUCCAGCCUCGUCGGACUAGCCAAAGAAGUCCAGUUUCUCCAGAGCAAGUUUCAGAUACCAACGGCCUCUCCCGAAUCUCUGUCGGAGUUGGAGUCUUUUCCGGAGUUACAGUGUCUCCUAGACUCUCUUCCGCCAAAACCUCUCUGUGAUCACCUGGUGGAUGUGUAUACAAAGAACUUCGAAAAGGCCUUGAGGAUUUUUCAUGUCCCCUUCUUCUUACGACAAUACUCGAGGCUUUGGGAUGAGACAUCGGAUCCAGAGGCUUCUUCGGCGAAAGACUUCGUUCCCCUUCUCACCGCCGUAUUGACUGUCAGUGCUGCAGUAUUGGGCACACCUCUCUCUGAUGAUCACACAUCAUCAUGGCGCUACUUGAAGGAUAGCGCCCCUGGCAAUAUUCUCAGAUGGCUGAGAAAGCUGCCGCGGAAACAAAGAACAGAAAUGGCCACUCUUCAAACCGAAACGCUUCUUUUGCUUUCACGCCAACUGCGUCUCGCGGAUGCAGAGGAGUUGUGGAAGGCUAGUGGGGAACUGGUGCGCUCUGCGAUGGUGAUGGGUCUUCACAUAAACACCCACAGCUCUACCGAGAUCACUCCUUUUCAGGCUGAAUGCCGAAAGCGUCUUUGGAUUACUAUUGCUGAAAUUGAUCUCCAGAUGUCUAUCUCUGCUGGGAUGCCAAUAAUGAUUCCGGAAUUGGAUUUUCAGCUUCUGACCCCAGCUAACCUCCAUGACUCGGACUUUGAUGAGACAACCACGACUCUUCCAUCUGCAAGAGAUUUGCUCGAGGAGACCGAUUCUUUGUUCCAAAUUAGCCUCGCUGUCUCGCUAUCCCAGCGAAUUAAAACAAUGAACAUGGCCCAACAUACAAACCCACAGGACAGUCUGGAGACGCGCUGGAAACAAACGCAAAUCCUAGAAGAAAGUCUUCAGAAGGCAUCUCUUUGUCUGGAACGGUCUGAUGAACUUCGAGAGCUUGACUCUUCCGGGCAUGCCUUAAAUCGCGUCAUCCUGGACGCUUUUCUCCACCGACCUCUCCUUGCUCUUCUGCAACCUAUUAUUACCGCAGGCACCCAUGACAACCAUCGCUUAUUCCCUGAAAUUCAACAGACAUUCAUCAAAUCGUCACUCUCUAUCCUUUCCUGCCAGGACUACUUUGACCCAAAUAUCUCUGGCCUUGACUUAUUUAACCCGUCAGACGCAUCCUGGGAAAUUUUCCAAGCAUUAUUUCACCAGGAUAUCCUGAGUGCUGCCCUCAAUGUCUGCAGAUAUAUGCGAAAUCUAAAUCAAGCACCGGCACACCAAGCUCCGACCAAUCACCGAUCUACUUCGAUAACCUUACCAGGUCAGAACGUUAGUAGAGUCAGCCUCAUACGACUCGUCGAGAAUACCCUGGAGACUUUGACGCGUCGCAUUUCCGAAAGGCGGACGAAUGUUAAGGAUAUCCUGUUGCUUGCUGUGGUGCUUCAGUCCGCUCGCGGUCGUGGCACGACAACGCAACAAGAUCUACUCAUGUCGCAGGGUGCCAGAAAGGCACUAUCAUCCUGCAGGCAAUAUUUGCUUUCUAAGCAGUCAAACGAAGCGAUUCCGUUUUUUGCUUCUGACAUUACACAAAUGCCACCUUCCCCUUAUGUCCCGAUGGGGUCGUCUGGACCGCAACCAUCUGCAUCCAACUCCACGCAUCUUGCGGAUCUAUUCGAGCCAUCAUCUGCUCUUGCGGUCGAAUUCAAUAACUUUGAGAGCGAUCUAUUUGCGUUGGAUGAUGAGUUGAAAGAACUCAUCAUCCUGGCGAGCCUUGUUGGGAUCCUGAUCAUGGAGUCGUCGGAAGUUCUCUCGCGACAUAGGGUCAAUGGUCUCUUCCCAGAUACGCUUGCGGACUUCACUAUACUUAUCGAGAAUGCUUUCGUCCGCAAGUCCUCUGUGGAUGCCAUUUAA